ACUGGACAUAGAUUACCCCUCGAAACAAGAAGAUGGAAAACUACCUAUACUAGAUUUGAAGUUUGGGUAGAGGACAGAGAGAAAGAGGAGCAAGGGCGAGUGAAGAAAGUGUCGACAAUUUUGUACGAAUAUUACAGGAAGGAUGUUGCUUCAAAAGCGGUAAUUAAUGCAAGGUCAGCACUGUCGUGGAGUACAAAGAGAACACUACUGACACAGGAAGUGCUGAGAGUAUUGCUAAACUGCAGUAAGUUAAUACCGUGGGAGAACGUUGUGCAAAUGGUUCAGGAGAUGGUAUUGAGAAUACAGUAUUCGGGGUAGAGCAAGACGUUUCGAUAUGAGGUGGUAGACUCGGCGCACAAGGCCUACAGAGUAAGGCAAGACUAGGAGGAGGAAGGAAUAAGACCGCGAUGCAUAGACCUAAGAGUUGGAAUAAGAAUGAACGAGAACAGGCGAAGGUAUGGAAGGAGAAUUGGUAGAAGAAAAAUGGUGAUGAAUCUGUAAUAUUUGUGCCACCAACACCAGGAUAAGAGUUGCAGAGGAGAUAUCAAAAAGAAAUUAAGAGACAAGGGUUUAAGAUCAAGGUAGUGGAGAAGUCAGGUGCCACCCUCAAACAUAUGUUACAGAAGACGGAUCCGUGUAGAUCGCCAAGAUGUAACAGAGUUAACUGCCUUGUGUGCCGUACAGAAGGGAAAGGAAAGUGUGAUCGAGAAGGAUUCACGUAUGAAAUUAAAUGUAAUGGAUGUGAUAGUGAAUACAUAGGACAGACGGCGCGUAGCGCAUACACAAGAGGAGUAGAGCACGUAGAAGCACUAGAGAAGAAAAAUGAGAGAUCAGUGUUAUGGAGACAUUGUGAAGAGAAACAUGACAACGAGAUACAGGAGUUCAGAAUGAGCGUAACAGGAAUGUAUAAUAAUGACGUUAUGGCAAGACAUAUAGCAGAAAGCGUAAGAAUAAGUAAAGUGCCAGAAGGUAAAUUAAUGAAUACAAGAGAGGAAUGGAACUUCUUCCAGCUUCCCAAAGCUGUAGUGGAGGACUGAUGCGAGUUUUGGUAGAAAGGACAAAUGAAUGAUAUAUACACCAAGUACUGCAGCGAUAGACUAUUUAAUAAGUAUUACACCAAGUACAUAUUAUAUUUUAAAGAUGGCGAACAACUGACGAGGUUUUAUACGAAAUAUAUUUUGUGAGCAAUUUGUUUAGUAAAUAUUUUUAAUUUUAAAUAGAAUGUUUUAAUACAUAUCGUUUCUGAGUGUCUGUUAUAAAUAUAAGUACGUUGAAAGAGUAAAGACAAGAAAGAAAUGUCGAUUAUUAAGAAAUAAAAAUAUCCAUCAUUCUAAAUAAUGCUGACUUAAUUAAAUAUGAACGAUAUCUUAUCAAGGCACGUCAUAUUGCCCUCACGAAUGAGAUCAUCUGGUGUCAGACGGAACAAAAUAACAAAGCAAAGCGCAUGCAUAAGGUAUAUUUACAUGCGGCAUUAGAAUUAAUUAGAGAUGUGGGCAGAUAAUUGGGUUAACCGAAUAAUCACGUUUUCCCAUCAAGUUUUUCUUGACUCUCGAAUAUGAAUUGUGCAUGUGAAAUACAUCCUUCAUGCAAAUGAGUGAUUUUUUUAUAGUUUUCGAGAUUGAGAUUUUGGGUUGAGAGCCAUUUAUCUCGUUGUACCGGAGAAACAAAUUUCGGAAAUCAUACAGUUACAUUACAUUAUAUGAUUUCUUCUUGAGAUUCUACUCGUGAU
This is a messenger RNA of Paramuricea clavata, 1729 nucleotides long. Lineage: Eukaryota; Metazoa; Cnidaria; Anthozoa; Malacalcyonacea; Plexauridae. The record is from the annotation of a GenBank genome assembly.